Molecule: messenger RNA, 840 nt
Organism: Trichomonas vaginalis G3
Lineage: Eukaryota; Parabasalia; Trichomonadida; Trichomonadidae
Product: exocyst complex component Sec10-like family
Exons: 1
Coding region: 1-840 (279 amino acids)
Biological process (GO): exocytosis; Golgi to plasma membrane transport
Cellular component (GO): exocyst; cytoplasm
Source: RefSeq, a predicted model, not a curated record
AUGAAAGGAAAAGAGAGUUCGAUUUAUUACUUGGAUCAAAUUACGGCAGGCAAAUAUAUGAGCAUUGUUCGUGAACGUGAUUCCAAGAAGAUUCCUGUUACUGAAUUUUUAAUAUCAGAUAUUGAGAAGGCCCUCAAAGCUGAUCAAAUCGAUUUAAUGAAACUGAGGGAAAGUAAUAUUCUCGAUUUAAAACAUUGUGCUAAUGAAGCUGCUGCUAAACAACAAGAUUUCGUAGCAAAUCUUUCAAACAUUAAAGAACAGCUUAUUGCGACCAAAAGCAAAUCCAACGAGUUAUAUGCAUCUACAAAUCAGAUUUCCACAGAUUUCGCUAAGGUUACAGACCAACUUGACGUUGCUGCUUCUCUUGUACAAAGAGCAGAAGAUAUGUCAAUUGUUAUUAGCUAUAUUCAGCAAUUUAACGUACCACUUGAGGAUCCACCAAUGGUCAAAGCACCAAAUCAACCGCAACCCGAUCCAAAUAAUCCGGAUGCUCCAGUAGAAGAAAAAAUGAUUUCAGCAUUCGAUCCACUUGAAAAACUUAUUGCCAAGGUUAAAUUCCCUUCAUCAAUAUAUCAAAGAGCUGAACUUACAGCAAAAUUAUUGAAAAUUGUCGCAAGUGCAGAAGGAGAUUUCCUUUCCAACGCGAAGACCAACCUUCAAAACUACAGAGAACACUUGAAGAGGGAACUUGUCGAACUUUUCCAACAAAAUCAAAAAGUUAAUAAAUACGAACAAGCAAAAUGCGCUGCUGCUCUAGAUUUACUUCAAGCGGAAUGCCUUGCUUAUGUCAGAUUCCGGAAAGAAAUUUUUAUUCAAAGAAAAGUAUCUUUUCGAGGAUGA